Myripristis murdjan (pinecone soldierfish) is the source of this 7372-nucleotide messenger RNA. It is a transcript of the gene sbno1, whose product is annotated as strawberry notch homolog 1 (Drosophila). The transcript is spliced from 33 exons. NCBI's taxonomy places the organism in Eukaryota, Metazoa, Chordata, Actinopteri, Holocentriformes, Holocentridae. Bases 437 to 4654 code for a protein of 1405 amino acids. Gene Ontology annotation, molecular function: histone binding; chromatin DNA binding. Gene Ontology annotation, cellular component: nucleus. The record is from RefSeq and is a predicted model, not a curated record. Gene Ontology annotation, biological process: regulation of DNA-templated transcription.
ACUAAUAAUAAUAACAACAAUAAUAAUAAUAGAAGAAGCAGUCAGAGCAGCAGAAGAAGAGUUUUCAUGUCGUCACUUCCUACUGACUCCUCGCGAGGUCACGUGACGCCGAAUUAGCUCGCUGUCUCUGCUAUCUUUGCACUUUGCAUUAACGUCCCAGAAAUGUCAAGUUCGGCGCCGUCGGCAGUUUAUAUCGGUCGAGCGGUGUGCGGCGGCCGCCCGGAGAGCUGUUUUCACCGAGGCGAGGUGAGAAAUUCGGCUGUGAAAAUCGCCGUUGUCGGGCUGAACGUCACGUGACCAGCAUGCGGCUGAGCGUUUGAUAAAAGAUGGCGUAAGGCGGUUGGAGAGCAGCGGAGCGAAGAGGACAACAAACCCCGAACUGCUGCGUUACCCGGAGCACCGCCGACCGCGACUCGCAGCGGUCGUUAACCGUCAAAUGGAUCCUGGACAGGAUUUGCUUCUGACAGCCCUAAGUGAGAGUGGCAUUUGCCCAAAUGAUGUGUUUGAUGUUGAUUCUCAGGAUGUUGCACAGCCCUCUACAACCCAGCAAUCUAUCUCCAUCAGUGCCCUGGAUGUUGGUUUGGGCACUGAGGCAGUGGGAGCUGUCCGAACUGAGGCUGCAGUUCCUCUCCCCAUAGUUACUAUCAGGCACAAACCUCAGCCAUCAACCACCACGUUUGUCUUAAAUCAACUGAAUCAGUUGCCAUCGCUAGGAACUGUUGUGACCAAACAAUCAGCCACGAACCCCAUUAAACACACCAUAACUGUCACCAAGGUGGUCCAUGUCAAUGCUUCAGCCCUGCGGAGUUCAUCAUCAACCGCCCCCCCCACAAGUAUUCCUCCGUCAGCGUCCACAGUUGUGCCUUCUAACAGAGAGCAGAUUCAGCUGAAGGACCUGCUUAGGACCAGCAGUGUGAAGGGCACUGGUGUGAAGAGCAACAGUCUGAUGGAGCUCAUGAAGCUGAAGCCCCCACCUGACAUCGCUCAACCAGUGGCUACAGCAACAGCUACAGGCCCAAUUGAAUUGAACAAUGGAAUCAAGAAAGAGGGGUUGGGCAAAGAUGCAGCCCGGAUCUGGGUAAACGAUGACAUCAAAGUACAGAACUUUUCACAUUCUCUGAAACCCCCAGGGAUGAAGGAGGAUGAUGAGCCUGAGGAGGAAGAGGAAGAAGAGUUGGGUCAUGCAGAGACAUAUGCAGAGUACAUGCCUAUGAAAUUAAAGAUCGGCAUGCGGCAUCCUGAUCCUGUGGUGGAGACGAGCUCCCUGUCGAGUGUCAACCCUCCAAACGUGUGGUACAGACUCUCCAUCACAGAGGAAACCAUAGACCAUGGCUGGCUGUCUGCUCUGCAGCUGGAAGCUAUCACAUAUGCAGCUCAGCAACAUGAAACAUUCCUCCCAAAUGGUGAUCGAGCUGCCUAUUUGAUAGGUGAUGGAGCUGGUGUGGGUAAAGGCAGGACCAUUGCUGGCAUCAUCUAUGAGAAUUACCUUUUAGGCCGGAAGAGAUCACUUUGGUUUAGUGUCUCAAAUGACUUGAAGUACGAUGCUGAAAGGGAUCUAAGGGAUAUAGGUGCAAAGAACAUUCAAGUUCAUUCACUAAACAAGUUCAAAUAUGGAAAAAUCUCAUCUAAACACAAUGGGAGUGUGAAGAAAGGUGUGAUCUUCGCCACCUACUCUUCCUUGAUAGGAGAAAGCCAAUCCGGUGGGAAGUAUAAGACCAGAUUUGAACAGCUUCUUCACUGGUGUGGGGAGGACUUUGAUGGUGUUAUUGUCUAUGAUGAGUGUCACAAAGCCAAAAAUGUGUGUCCAAUCGGAUCAUCCAAACCUACUAAGACUGGGCUUGCAGUGUUGGAACUGCAGAACAAACUUCCCAAAGCUCGGGUUGUAUAUGCUAGUGCCACAGGUGCCUCUGAACCACGGAACAUGGCCUACAUGAACCGGCUGGGCAUCUGGGGUGAAGGAACUCCCUUCAGAGAGUUUGGAAACUUCAUCCAAGCUGUUGAGCGCAGAGGUGUCGGUGCCAUGGAAAUAGUUGCUAUGGAUAUGAAGCUGAGGGGGAUGUACAUUGCGAGGCAGUUGAGUUUUACAGGUGUGACUUUCAAGAUUGAGGAGGUCCCUCUGACUCAGCAAUACAUCAACAUGUACAACAAAUCUGUGCGUCUGUGGGUUAGUGCACGUGAGAAGUUCCAACAAGCAGCUAACCUAAUGGAUGCAGAGCAACGCAUGAAAAAGUCCAUGUGGGGCCAGUUCUGGUCUGCUCACCAGAGGUUCUUCAAAUACCUCUGCAUUGCUUCAAAGGUUCGCAGAGUGGUCCAGCUGGCCAGAGAAGAGGUCCAAAAUGGAAAGUGUGUGGUGAUUGGUCUUCAGUCAACGGGAGAGGCACGAACACUAGAGGCCCUGGAGGAAGGAGGAGGAGAACUCAAUGACUUUGUGUCAACUGCAAAAGGUGUACUGCAGUCCCUGAUUGAGAAGCACUUCCCAGCUCCUGACAGACAGAAGCUCUUUAGCUUGCUAGGCAUCGACCUCUCAGCUAAGAAGACUCCGUCUCCCAGUGACACUGCAGUUGAACCUUCUGGACAGAAGGGCAAAAAGAGGAAAGGUUCACAAGUAAAAAAACAGCCAAAAAAGAAGCCUCGCAAGCAUGGAGGACUGUCAGGCACCAGUUCAGAGGAGAGCCAAUCAGAGGAAUCGGACAAAGAGUCCGAUAAAGACUGCGAGAGUGAUGACAGCUUCAAAUCUGUCAGCUCAGCGGAUGAUGAUGAUGAUGACUUCAACCCAUUCAGAGAUGAGUCUGAUGACGAUGGUGAAGAUGAUCCAUGGCUCAUCAGAAAAGAACCAAAGAAAGGGAAAGUGAAGAAGAAAAGAAGGAAGAGUAUUGACCCAGACUCCAUUCAAAGUGCCUUGCUAGCCUCUGGACUUGGCUCCACCAGACCUGCUUUCACUGCCUCUGUCAACCCCCCCAGCACGCCUGCCAUAGUCAAAGCAGAGAGUCAUGAUAGCUGCCUGACGAGUCAGGAUGCCGUGGAAGAUGCCCAGCAAAUGAAGAAAGAUCUGUUGGAAAGGCUUGAGAAGCUAGCUGAGGAGCUACCGCCCAACACUCUGGAUGAGCUAAUAGACGAAUUGGGAGGUCCAGACAAUGUAGCAGAGAUGACUGGUCGUAAAGGUCGUGUGGUCAGUAACGAUGAUGGCAGCAUUUCCUAUGAAUCUCGCUCUGAGCUGGACGUUCCUGUGGAAAUCCUUAAUCUCACAGAAAAACAGAGGUUUAUGGAUGGAGAAAAGAACAUAGCCAUCAUUUCGGAAGCUGCCAGCUCAGGUAUAUCCUUGCAGGCUGAUCGGCGAGUGAAGAACCAGCGGCGGAGAGUUCACAUGACUCUGGAGCUGCCUUGGAGUGCAGACAGAGCUAUUCAGCAGUUUGGGAGAACACAUAGGUCAAACCAGGUCACAGCUCCAGAAUAUGUCUUCCUCAUAUCAGAGCUUGCAGGAGAGCAGAGAUUUGCAUCCAUUGUUGCCAAAAGGCUUGAAAGCUUGGGGGCUCUCACUCAUGGAGACAGAAGAGCAACAGAAACAAGAGAUCUCAGCAGGUUUAAUUUUGAUAACAAAUAUGGCAGAAAUGCUCUGGAAAUUGUGAUGAAGUCCAUCGUAAAACUUGAUGCUCCGUUAGUGUCUCCACCCUCAGACUUUCAAGGGGAUUUCUUCAGAGAAAUCCAAAGUGGAUUAGUAGGUGUAGGUCUCAUAAAUGUGGAGGACAGAUCUGGAGCACUGUCACUGGACAAAGACUACAACAACAUUGGGAAGUUCCUGAACCGUAUUCUGGGCAUGGAGGUCCAGCAGCAGAAUGCCUUGUUCCAGUACUUCUCUGAUACACUGGGUGCUGUUAUUCAGGAAGCCAAGAGGAAUGGCAGAUACGACAUGGGCAUUCUGGAUUUGGGCUCCGGUGAUGAGAAGGUGAAGAAAGUAGACUGCAGGAAAUUCCUAACACCAGGAUAUACCACAUCAGGACAUGUUGAGCUCUACACAGUGAGUGUGGAGAGGGGAAUGUCAUGGGAAGAGGCCACACAUGCUUGGGCAGAACAGAGUGGACCAGAUGAUGGCUUCUAUGUACAGGUGCGUAACAACAAGAAAACAGCCAUACUGGUGAAAGAGGUAAAUACCAAAAAGAGGCUGUUUCUGGUGUACAGGCCCAACACAGGCAAACAGCUCAAAUUGGAAGCAUACACCGACAUCAAGAAGAGGUGUAAAAAGGUCUUGUCAGAAGACGCCAAGCAACACUGGAUUGACCAGUAUAAAUCUUCAGCAAAAAUCUGCUCUCAUGCGUACUGGCGUGGUAACUGUAAGAAAGCGUCAGUGGGUCUGCAGUGUGAGAUUGGUCUGCGGUGUAGGACGUACUUUGUUCUGUGUGGCUCAGUGCUUAGUGUGUGGACAAAGGUGGAGAACGUCCUCGCUUCUGUCAGUGGAACCAAUGUAAAGAUGCAGAUUGUCCGCCUUAGAACAGAAGAUGGACAGAGGAUAGUUGGGCUGAUCAUUCCAGCUAAUUGUGUCUCACCCUUAAUCAACAUCCUUUCAACAUCGGACCAGUGCCAGCAGCUGGCCGUACAGGAGCAGCAGAAGUGGCAACAACUUCACCCCCAAAGUCUCAGUCACGCUCCCAACACAUAGUAUGGGUGGACCACUCAGCUCUAUGGGGUUCAGCCCCAUUUCCACAUCCUGAGUUCACAUCCUGACCUGGAGGGAUUAGGCUCCAUUAAUCUCCAUCUCUGCACUGCAAGCUCCAGUACCACUAUCCCUCACUCUGCACCCUCACAUCCCCCAUUGAGUCUGAGGGUCAGAGGUAUCACAUCAAGCUGUGGUAGUCUCAGAUGUAAAGCAGUGGUAGUACAGAGAAAAGAUUUCAGGGUUUUUUUUUUUGUUUGUUUUUUUAAUCUCCAGAGACUCUGUUUUCACCUAGAGAAGUUUGAUGGAUGACUUAUAGUCCUCUGACAUUCAGAGUGAAAGAUUUGAGAUGCAUUGAUUGAAAUGGAGUGGACACAAAGUUGAAAGAAGGUAUGAUGGCCUGUGGCUGUUCUGUUACCCACUUUCUUACCCCUGCUGUGAGCUGUUAAGUGCACCCUAUGCCAGUGUUUGAGUCAAGAUCACCCCAAACUGAGACCAAGACAUGUUGUGUUCAGUCAAGAUCAAAGGUGGUUGAGACUAAAAUUAGUAUUAGCAAGAUUGUUCCAAAACUGAGAAAUGCUUUGCAGUUCUGUAAAAAUUGAUAUAUAGUGCUAAACUACAAUCGUGUGCUUAUACAUGUUGUCAUCACUCAACAAGAUGUACCCACAAGGCACAAGGAUAAUGUUGUAAUCAUAUGAAGUCAUUUUAUCAUUCCUCAAACUUUGUAUUCAGUACUAUAGUGAAAGAACGAUUUCCUUGAUGUGUACUGCAAAGGUAAUGCAGGGCGUUACUCUGCUUUGUACAUAGGAACACUAAUGUUAUAAGUCUAUGUACAAGUGAACUUUCACCUGUUCUGAAUGUUACACUAUUAGUUGAACUUGAGACCAAAGUUCCUAGGUUUAUUUUUUCCCUUAUUUUUCCUCACAUCUCCCUUUUUUGUAGAAAGUAAUGCCUCUGUUACAUUUUCAGCCUGGUUGACCAUGUUCAAAAACAAACUGGCAGGAGUUGCUCAGCUAUCCCUUGGUGUUACAUGCACCUUUACAUGGCACUUAACCUGGUGUCAGGUUUAUAUUGGUAUAAAUCUUGCAGUCAGAGUUUAAGUAUGAGCUGUUAUAUUAGUCUGUUAGUACAUAAAUUAGUCCAUUAAAUGAAGUCAUUCUUUGACUGGAUUAAUGUUGGUGUAAAAUGUUUGAGGAAUGAUGAAUUGAGUCUGUCAUUAUCGACAAAAUUAUUUCUGUCACUGGGUGUUGUGCGUAAGGAGUAAAUGGACAACACUGUACAAAUACAAAGUAAGUUUUUACGUGUUGUAUUUGAACAUUAAUAUACCCAGGUUAACUGAUUUGUGUUCUGUUCCUCAGUUUUCAACAAGGGUUCACUUGUUCUUAGUUUGGUUGUAGAGGUGUGUCAACCACCUCUAGUCUUUAUCUUGACUUAAAUCUCAGUCAGGACAUGUUUUGGUGUGGUCUUGGUUUUAACUGGUUAGUCUUGACUAGUCAACAGCAAAAAAUAAAAAAUAAAAAAAAUUACAUUUUGAGAAAUUUAAUACGCAUGUCCAAGCCUGUAGCUUCUUGGUUUUAAAACUGGUCUUCAGACCAGGAUUAGUCAGCAGCACUGUGCUGGGCUUUGUCUAGUGACCUCCAAGACUCCCUUUUCCACUGAAGGCUGGAAUAUCUUUGUUUUGUUUUUUGUUUUGUUUUGUUUUGUUUUGUAAUGGACAUAGGAUCGUGCUCAGGGGUUAAACUAUACAAAGGCCCUCUUUGGAAAAACAACAAAGAAAAGCAAAAGGCAUUUACACAAAUGCAUGACCAUAACUCAGAUGCUUCCUUUCCACUUAUACUCUGACCUUUUUUCAGUGUACUUUGUUUGGCUGUAUUCACAGCUUGUAUGUUCACAGUAAAUGUUAUGAACACAUCUCUCUGUAAUUCCUCUGCUUUCUUGAGCCGAGUUUAAAUUAAGAUGGACGUAAUCAGAGUGGAUAGCCUCUACUGCAUUCAGUACCUCUUCUGUUGAGCAACCAUUACUGAAAGCCAUUACCUCUACAGUUCUAUAUUGCAUUAUAGAUCUGCACUGGAAGGGACAGACCAAAGUCUGGUAAUACAAGCUAUCCUAAUAGUUGAUAAUAAAAGAUACGAAGUAUUUUAUAUCACAGAAAUAUGCUCAGACACAUCCUUAACCUGUGGAUUCAUUACUGUUAUUUAAGUGUGUGUAUCCUCUCCUUUUGUUGGUUGAUAUUCAUUUAAAAACAAUAAUUGAGAUAGGAAGCAGGAUCUUUGUAUCAUACUAGACAAUGUGCAUUUUGUAUGCUUUGUAAAAGGACAAACACAUUAAAAUUCUGCAGUGCAGCAAAUCCCAGUUGUUGGACAGUAAUGGGAGAGACCAAGCAUAUUUCUGGAAAAUAAAUCUUUUCUCUCACAGAAGCAAAAGGCAGUCUCAUAGGAAGGCAAAUUUCUUAACUGGAAUGUCCAUUAUACGCCGGUGUCUGAUGUUUUUAUUUUGACAUUCAACAUAUGUUCACGGGCUGCAGACUUUGUAACAGGCUUUUUUUGAGUGCUGUAAAAUGUCAUAAGAGGCGGGCUGUUUAAAUUGAAACACUUGAAGGACUUUUAUCAUUGCACGAGUUGCACUACUGACCGAGUUGUACAAAAAAAACAAAAAACAAACAAAAAAAUCUGCGUUACGUGAAAUGAAUGAGUGCAAUGACCAAUAAAGCUUGGUAUACUUCUG